This is a messenger RNA of Pan troglodytes (chimpanzee), 3640 nucleotides long. It is a transcript of the gene OR4D1, whose product is annotated as olfactory receptor family 4 subfamily D member 1. The transcript is spliced from 4 exons. Gene Ontology annotation, biological process: G protein-coupled receptor signaling pathway. The record is from RefSeq and is a predicted model, not a curated record. Gene Ontology annotation, cellular component: membrane. Bases 696 to 1628 code for a protein of 310 amino acids. NCBI's taxonomy places the organism in Eukaryota, Metazoa, Chordata, Mammalia, Primates, Hominidae. Gene Ontology annotation, molecular function: olfactory receptor activity; G protein-coupled receptor activity.
ACUCCCCAGGGAAUUUCCCUUUCCUUAAGGCCAAUCCCAUAUGUGUUCCUGGUCUGAGAGAGGCCAGGGGAAGAAUGGAGCUACAGGAGAAGAGUGACCUGGGAGAUGGGAGGCUCUAAGUCCUCUUGGCCACUGUGGGCUGGAGGAAGGUGAUGGCCUCAUUGUCCUUCCCAUGGACAAGUCAGCACGACAAAGCCUAUCCUCUCACGGCAGUCUGGCCCAUCCCAGCACCCUGUCCUCCAUUAAGCAAUCACACAUUCUUUUGGGAACCAACUAUGAGAAAGGGUCUGUGUGUACCACGUACUGUGUAAUACUUAACAUACUGGAUUUGCACUGAAAUUACAACACAUGUGAGGAACAGAGCCAUCCUCAUGAAAAAAUACCAAGGCAUAGCAACAUUAUGGAAGAGCUAAUUACUCGUGAACCUUGAAGGAAGGGUAGAAUUCAGACAGGUGAACAGGACAGAAAAGCAAUUCAGAUGCGGCACUGACUGGAUGAAGGCACUGAGACCUGAGGGACCGAGGAAGAGAUAAGUUUGGCUGAAGCUGAAUCUUCUUAGAGGAGAGCAGAGAUAAGAUCAGCUGGAGUGCAGUGGCCAUAAUAGCUCACUGCAGCCUUGAUCUCCUGGGCUCAAGCAAUCCUUCCACCUCAGCCUCCUGAAUAAUUGAGACUACAGGAACGUGGGGGAAGAUCCUAUGGAACCACAGAACACCACACAGGUAUCAAUGUUUGUCCUCUUAGGGUUUUCACAGACCCAAGAGCUCCAGAAAUUCCUGUUCCUUCUGUUCCUGUUAGUCUAUGUCACCACCAUUGUGGGAAACCUCCUUAUCAUGGUCACAGUGACUUUUGACUGCCAGCUCCACACACCCAUGUAUUUUCUGCUCCGAAAUCUAGCUCUCAUAGACCUCUGCUAUUCCACAGUCACCUCUCCAAAGAUGCUGGUGGACUUCCUCCAUGAGACCAAGACAAUCUCCUACCAGGGCUGCAUGGCCCAGAUCUUCUUCUUCCACCUUUUGGGAGGUGGGACUGUCUUUUUUCUCUCAGUCAUGGCCUAUGACCGCUACAUAGCCAUCUCCCAGCCCCUCCACUAUGUCACCAUCAUGAACACUCAAUUGUGUGUGGGCCUGGUAGUAGCCGCCUGGGUGGGGGGCUUUGUCCACUCCAUUGUCCAACUGGCUCUGAUACUUCCACUGCCCUUCUGUGGCCCCAAUAUCCUAGAUAACUUCUACUGUGAUGUUCCCCAAGUACUGAGACUUGCCUGCACUGAUACCUCCCUCCUGGAGUUCCUCAUGAUCUCCAACAGUGGGCUGCUAGUUAUCAUCUGGUUCCUCCUCCUUCUGAUCUCUUAUACUGUCAUCCUGGUGAUGCUGAGGUCCCACUCAGGAAAGGCAAGGAGGAAGGCAGCUUCCACCUGCACCACCCACAUCAUCGUGGUGUCCAUGAUCUUCAUUCCCUGUAUCUAUAUCUACACCUGGCCCUUCACCCCAUUCCUCAUGGACAAGGCUGUGUCCAUCAGCUACACAGUCAUGACCCCCAUGCUCAACCCCAUGAUCUACACCCUGAGAAACCAGGACAUGAAAGCAGCCAUGAGGAGAUUAGGCAAGUGCCUAGUAAUUUGCAGGGAGUAAACUUUAAGUAAGUUGACUUUAAAUGACAAAUUUAUCUGGAUUUUUAUUUUCCCACAUGAAAAAUGGAGGAAAGUCUUUAUAAAGCAUAACAAAUCAGAUUACACUUAUAUUUCUUGAGGACCUAGUGCUGUGUCAAGUACUGUGUUAAGCACUUCCACGCUUUUUUUCUUUUUUCUUUUUUUAGAUGGAGUCUUGCUCUGUCACCCAGGCUGGAGUGCAGUGGUGCAGUCUAGGUUCACUGCAACCUCCACCUCCCGGGUUCAAUGAUUCUCCUGCCUCAGCCUCCCGCGCAGCUGGGAUUACAGGCACCCGCCACCACGCCCGGCUAAUUUUUGUAUUCUUAGUAGAGACGGGGUUUCACCACAAUGACCAGGCUGGUCUCGAACUCCUGACCUAGGUGAUCCACCCGCCUUGGCCUCCCAAAGUGCUGGGAUUACAGGCGUGAGCCACAGCGCCCGGCCUAACACUUCCACAGUUUUAUCUCAUUACUUUUCAUGAAACCGACAGUAGAUAUAUUAUUAUUGUUAUUAAACAGUUUUACAAAUGAGAAAACGCAGAGAGAAGUGACUUGCUCAAAGGUGAACAGUAAGUGAGUGGCAGAGCUUGCCCUGGAACCUGGUUCUUCUUGACUCCAAGUUUAGAGGCAAGAAAUAAGAAUGGGAUUUGAAACUCAAGAGUUUCCUGCGACCACAAGAGAAAACCUAGAGAGGUCUUCGUCUAUAGAGAAGUAUCUCUGAUGAAUGGUCAACUGCUUCAUCUUAACUCUGGGACAGUUACAUUCUUUUCUGCUCCCCACCUCCCUGCCUCAUUCCCCACUGUGGAAUUUAGAAAGUUAUCUCGCCCUCCCGUCUCCCCCACAGAAAAAGUUUGAGUCGCCGCUGCGGGUUGCUAGCGGAGUCGCGCGCCGCGAGCUACGUAGGGCAGGGAAGGCAUGGCUUCUGUUUUCGUCCGAUGAGGAGGGGCCAGCGGUGGCGGUCGGGCCAGGUCCGGGGCCUGGGGACGCCGAGGCGGCCGCGGAGGAGCGCCGCGUCAAGGUCUCCAGCCUGCCCUACAGUGUGGAUGCGCUCGUGUCGGACAAGAAGCCGCCCAAGGAGGCAUCCCCAGUGCCGGCCAAAAGCGCCUCGGCCGGGGCCACCCUGCGGCUACUGCUGCUGCCGGGGCACGGCGCUCGGGAAGCGCACAGCCCCGGGCCGCUGAUCAAGCCCUUCGAGACCGCCUGGGUCAAGUGGGAAAACUCCCUAAGACGGAGCGGCGUGGAUGCAGGAACCCUGCUGAUAAUUCGCGGCCGCCAAGACACAUGAGCCCUACCACCUGCACCCUGAGAAAACACAAGACCAAUCCGAAGCCGCGCACAGCCUUUACCACGUCCCAGCUCCUCGCUCUGGAGCUCAAGUUGCUCCAGAAACAGUACCUCUCCAUUGCAGAGGGUGCGGACUUCUCCAGCUCUCCGAACCUCAUGGAGACUCAGGUCAAAAUCUGGUUCCAGAACCGAAGGGCCAAGACGAAAAGACGGCAGGAGUCAGAACUGGAAAAGCUGAAAAUGGCUGCAAAACCUAUACUACCCUCCAGCUUCAGUCUCCCUUUCCCCAUCAGCUCGCCCCUGCAGGCAGCGUCCAUAUACGCAGCAUCCUACCCGUUCCAUAGACCUGUGCUUCCCAUCCCGCCCGUGGGACUCUAUGCCACGCCAGUGGGAUAUGGCAUGUACCACCUGUCCUAAGGAAGACCAGAUCAAUAGACUCCAUGAUGGAUGUUUGUUUCAAAGGGUUUCCUCUCCCUCUCCAAGAAGGCAGGACCAGCCAAUACUCCUGUUCUGCAAACCCUGAGUGCACCACCCUAAGCGGCUAGGCCGGCAGGGCCACACGACAUAGCUGAAAUUUGUUCUUUAGGCGGAGGCACCAAGCCUUGUUUUCUUGGUGUAAUCUUCCAGGUGCCCCCUUCUCCUUUCACAAAGAUUGGCUCUGAUGGUUUUUAUGUAUAAAUAUAUAUAUAUAAUAAAAUAUAAUACAUUUGUA